GACAUCCGAAGUAAUGGAGUUCCAUCAGCAGUGAAUCGGAAGCAAGGCAUCACUCUUGUCCGGUAUACGAUGGGACACCUAGUCGUCGCCCUUAUCGCCGUGUGCGCCCUUUCGUCCUCCUCCGUUCUCGCCGAGGAGGCGUACACCACGAAAUUCGACAAUGUAGACGUGGACGCGAUAAUAAACAAUGACAGACUGUUGAACGGAUACGUGGGUUGCCUGCUCGAUCGGAACCCCUGCACUCCGGACGCGGCAGAGUUAAAAAAAAAUCUGCCGGAUGCGUUGGAGCACGACUGUGCCGGAUGUAGCGAGGCGCAGAAGAAUAUGGCCGACAAGAUCUCCCAUCAUCUAAUCGACAAUAGGCCGGACGACUGGAAAUUGUUGGAGGACAAAUUCGACCCUACCGGGGCGUACCGACGACGCUACCUGGAGAAUAAAUCCAGGGAAGGGGGCAGGGUAGACUAAAAUCCGUUCCCCGUCGCCCGUAAGGACCCGUAAUGCCCGACUCCGAUGCCGACCUCGGCUCCGUCUUCCGGAUUUGAUUGCUUACCUUGUAAUCCUUGUCACACACGGCGGUUUCACUUUACGUAAUGAUUGCGUAACGGAAAACCCUGUCGCGCGUUCCAUCAUCUUUCGGAACCUGGAAGUUUCCAUGUAUAUUGAGACGGGACAUUUAAAAAAAAAGUCAACAACAAAACAAACUAGAGUUUUACGUUAAUUAUACGUUGCACUUUUGCACUAACGCGUAAUAGCCUCUUGUUGCCGUAAGAUUUGAUUUAAAUCUCUGGUUAAAAGCGCGCUUGAACGUUUAAAUGUGUACUUACUUUAUUUUGAUUUAUCAGACUUACUGACUUUUAAAGGCGAAUAUUUUAUUUAACGUAACGAGCUAAUGUCCUUGAAUUAACGAGUCGUUUCACAAGUCUUUUUGUUCACGUAGAUCGGCAAAUAACGUGUAAUGAGAAUUGAUCGGCAAUGUAUGUGUAAAAAGAGAUUCACCAGAAUGUAUUUCUAUUUCAAUAUCGAGAAUACAAGGGCAAGGAUUCAUUCCAAUCAUUCAUGAAAAUGGUUUAAUUAAUAAAAGUGUUGUGGUAGGAUAAUUAGAAUUGUGCAAUUAGAGUAUAUAUCGCAAUAAUGUAUUAUAUUACGCACAUAAAGGGAAAUAACGUACGAUGCAUAGAGAGAAAAAGGAGAGAGAAGCAUUAAAAAUAAUUCGCUGCAAAUAAUGAUCCCGCACGUAGAAAUAGGUGAAGCAAUUUCGGUACAAUUAUCCUUGCAUAACGACGAAGGAACGAUUACAUCUAACUCCAUAAUGCGAUAUCUACAACGAUACAUUGACAAGAAAAAUAAAGAAGAAAGAGAACAUUGUGCACUCGAGUCUCUUUGCAAUUACUUGAUAGAUUAGCCUCAACUCUGAUGUGUUUUUCCUCAAAAUCUAUACGUGUUUCAAUUACAAAGCUUGUAAUACAGCUAAAUAUUUAAUCAUUCCCGUCGUUAUACAAAAAAAUAUACAUCGUCUUAUUAUAUUAA
Messenger RNA from Temnothorax curvispinosus, 1527 nucleotides. Its product is annotated as ejaculatory bulb-specific protein 3-like. The transcript has 2 exons. The record is from RefSeq and is a predicted model, not a curated record. Lineage: Eukaryota; Metazoa; Arthropoda; Insecta; Hymenoptera; Formicidae. Bases 70 to 465 code for a protein of 131 amino acids.